AUGAUUUGCAACGACAAGUUGAGCAACUCUAGUCUCACACCGGCAAAACUAAAGGAACACUUCUUGAAGCUGCAUGGAGACGGAGAAUACAAGAACACAACACUUGCUGAAUUCAAGGUGAAGAGAGCCAGAUUCGAUGAAAGGGCUACUCAGCCUGCUCUUGGAUUUGUCCCUGUUAACAAACCGAUCCUCACAGCAUCAUACGAAGUUGCUUACCUGAUCGCAAAGCAGGGCAAGUCACACACCAUUGGUGAAACACUCGUGAAACCAGCUGCGUUAGAGAUGUCGAAUCUGAUACUUGGAACAGCGGCCGAAGGUAAAUUAUCCCAAAUUCCCCUUUCAAAUGACACUGUCAGUGACAGAAUAGAAGACAUGAGUAAAGACAUCUUGGCUCAAGUAGUCGCAGAUUUGAUUUCAAGUCCUGCAAAAUUUAGCCUUCAACUCGUCGAAACCACAGACGUUUCUGAUCUAAGCCAGCUUGCUGUUUUUGUGCGCUAUGUGAAAGACCACAUGAUAAAAGAAGAGUUUUUAUUUUGUAAGCCUCUUACAACAACAACGAAGGCAGCCAUUGUGACGCAUUGUAUUCUACACAGACAUGUGUUGGCAACAAAAACCUUGCCUCCAAAAAUGGCAGAAGUAUUAAAAACUGUGGUGGAAUGCGUGAACUAUGUCCGAAAAAGUGCUCUGAGGCACCGCAUCUUCAGUGAGCUGUGUAAAGAAAUGGACUCUGAAUUCGAGGUACUUCUGCUCCAUUCUAAUAUUCGGUGGUUAUCCCGGGGACAGGUGCUGAAUCGUGUUUUUGCCUUGCGUGCGGAAUUGGCCCUGUUUUUGCAAGAACACCAACACUGUCAUGCAGAUCACUUCAAAAAUCCUGAGUUUAUUCUCAUUUUAGCGUACAUGGCAGAUAUAUUCGCAGCACUCAAUCAUCUCAAUCAGCAGAUGCAGGGUGGUGGAGUCAAUAUCAUGGAAGCAGAAGAACAUCUGACAGCUUUUCAGAAAAAGCUACCAUUGUGGAAACGGCGAACAGAGAAUAAUAACUUUGCAAACUUCCCGCUUCUGGACGACUGUGUAAGUAAGAUCGAAGAUAUGUCUGGAAUCGGAGAUAUAUCUGUAUCCACGGAACUGAAGCAAACAAUUACCACACAUUUGGAUGCGCUUGCAAAGUCCCUCGAAGGAUAUUUCCCUACCUACAAGACAGUCAUACCCAGCAUGGGUGAGACAGCCAUUCACGUUUGCUGUUGA
Oryzias melastigma (Indian medaka) is the source of this 1242-nucleotide messenger RNA. Its product is annotated as protein ZBED8-like. The coding region runs from base 1 to 1242 and encodes 413 amino acids. Lineage: Eukaryota; Metazoa; Chordata; Actinopteri; Beloniformes; Adrianichthyidae. The record is from RefSeq and is a predicted model, not a curated record. The transcript has a single exon.